AUGCGCCUCUCAACCGCCACCCCGUUCUCCACUGCCCUGGUCCUAAUUCACUUUCUUCAAGCAACCUCCGCCCUCACCCUCACAACCUUCCAACCGAUCAACGGCUUCGACGCCGCCUGCACAAACGCCUACAACACGCCCCUCACAGACUGCUCCAAUUCCGACUUCGCGGGGAAAGGCUGCUCCGUGAAGUGCGUCGGCUUCCUCGAUAGUCUGACAACUGCCUUGAACGAAGCUUGCGCUGGCACAAGCGCAUAUCCGAACACGUUGAUAGGGCUAUUCUUUGACGGGUUGGGUGUCCAGACAAUUUGCUCGACUGCGAACGGGGAUUCAAACCCUGGCGGUGGGGGAGUUGAGCUCGGACAGGCUGGAGGGCAGGAUGGGGCGAUUGGUAGUCAGUCUGCAGCGAGGGAAGCGAGCGUAGCGACUACCAGCACUAUUACCAUCUCAACCACCUCGAGCGCUACUACAUCUACGACGUCUCAAGCCGCUGCUCCGUCCUCGACCACGACAGUCGUUACCACGCCUCAAGCCGCAGCUACAUCCUCGACCACGACAGUCGUUCCAACUACCGUCACUCCUGAACCUACAACUACGAGCGUUGCAGUCGUUGGGAUUACAGUAGCGCCAGAGUCACCUUCAGAUGCUUUGACCAGCACAUCACACACGAAGAGCUCCACUUCGAUAUCUAGCACCUCGACAUCUACCAGUAAUGACAACGGUGGAGGGACGCCGCUGGAUGUAGGGUCUUCAGCAUGCCAUGACGCAACAGUCAGGGUGUGGCUGUUUGCCCUACUGGCAGGAUCUGCUGUUGUAGCUUUGGUACUGGUGUUGGAGGCCAGCGAGGUCACUGACUUGAGACGCGAUUGCAUAUACGAGGCUAGCGUGCGGGACGAUGAUAGAUGA
Molecule: messenger RNA, 906 nt
Organism: Letharia lupina
Lineage: Eukaryota; Fungi; Ascomycota; Lecanoromycetes; Lecanorales; Parmeliaceae
Exons: 2
Coding region: 1-906 (301 amino acids)
Source: RefSeq, a predicted model, not a curated record